AUGAAGAGGGAAAACCAAAGCCAGGUGACUGAGUUUGUUUUGAUUGGAUUUUCCAUUUUCCCAGACCUGCAAGUGGGACUGUUCGUGGUGUUCCUCCUCAUGUACAUAGUGACAUUGGCUGGAAACCUAGCCAUAAUGAUCAUUAUCAGGAUUGACAGGCGCCUACACACUCCCAUGUACCUUUUCCUGGGUGUUCUGUCCUUCUCUGAGACCUGCUACUCCUUAGUAAUUAUCCCUAAAACGCUGGUGAACUUGGUGGUAGACAUCCGAACAAUCUCAUUCACUGGAUGUGCCACACAAAUGUUUUUCUUUCUUGGACUGGGUGGAACAAAUUGCUUUCUCCUGACACUAAUGGGCUAUGACCGGUAUCUAGCAAUAUGUCAUCCCUUACACUAUGCAAGCCUCAUGAGCAGACAAAUUUUCAUUAAGCUUGUGGCUGGGACAUGGCUCAGUGGAUUUCUAUUAUCCCUGGUAGAGACCAUUUUGAUAUUUCAGUCUCCUUUUUGCAGCUCUAACACUAUUAACCAUUUCUUUUGUCAUAUGAGGCCAGUGAUCAAGUUGGCCUGCACAGUUGACAACACCAUUGAGACUGUGAUCUCCCUGGUCUCCAUUGUAGGCUUGUCAGGCAGCUUUCUGCUCAUAGUAUUAACAUACAUUUUCAUCCUGAGCACUAUCCUGUGGCUGCCAUCGGCCUGUGGAGAAAGGGAUAAAGCUUUUUCCACCUGUGCUGCCCACCUCACCGUGGUAAUCAUGCACUUUGGAUUUGCUUCCAUUAUUUACCUAAAACCAAACUCACCUGGUGUGUCAGAUGAUGACACACUGAUAUCUGUGCCCUACACCAUUCUCACACCAUUCCUCAGCCCCAUGAUCUUUACCUUGAGAAACAAGGAAACGAAAAUUGCCCUGAAAAAAGCAAUAGGCAGAGAAAUCACACUGGUACAUAUGGUAUAGGGAAGAACAAAAUCAGGUUAUCUAUGCUUAGCAAUUGUUCUGGUUAUAAAAAUGUCAGCAAAGUCCUGAGAAGACUAAACAAUAGGGCUAAAGCAUGGACCUACAGUGUGGGAAAAGGAAAGUUAUGCUUUAGUGACAUCCAUUGGUUCUUGAUGGGAUUAUACAGCUGUCACCCAGGGCAUAAUAUGGCCUGCUGUACCUUAUUACUCCUAAAAUUCCAAAUCUUCUCCCUCUGUUCUCAUGAAAGUUUGCAAGUUUUUUUGGAAUAAGCUGUCACUUUCUCUCUUAGCAGUUUGAGCUCUCUGCAGAUCACGUCAGUGAUGAUGAGACUCACAAGAACUGAGA
Alligator mississippiensis (American alligator) is the source of this 1296-nucleotide messenger RNA. RefSeq names its product olfactory receptor 10X1. NCBI's taxonomy places the organism in Eukaryota, Metazoa, Chordata, Crocodylia, Alligatoridae. The transcript has 2 exons. The coding region runs from base 1 to 951 and encodes 316 amino acids. Gene Ontology annotation, cellular component: membrane. Gene Ontology annotation, molecular function: olfactory receptor activity; G protein-coupled receptor activity. Gene Ontology annotation, biological process: G protein-coupled receptor signaling pathway. The record is from RefSeq and is a predicted model, not a curated record.